GCAUUAACAUUCAAAAAUUUAUGUGGAAAUUCAUUUGUACUGCGAUGAUCCCCUCGUCGCAACAUCUCUCCCCUCAUCACAACAUCUCUCCCCUCAUAACAACUUUUAUCCCCUCAUCACAACAUUUAUCCCUUGAUCAAAACAUUUAUCCCUUGUUCAAUACAUCUAUCCAUACUUUAUCUUCUGUAUCUAUAGAUGUCUCGUGGCAUCGACGCUGAACGUGUGAACCUUGUGAUUAACAUGGAUCUUCCACGUGACUCUGAGACAUAUUUACAUAGAGUUGGGAGGGCUGGACGUUACGGAUCGUAUGGCGUGGCCAUAAAUUUCGUAGCCGCAGGAAAAGAGGAAUCAAGUUUGAAAGACAUCGAAAUUAAAUGUGGAAUAAACUUCGAUCCUUUGCCAGAAGAUUUAUCUGAGCUCAUAUGUGAAGAUGCGUUUGCCGAAUGUAGUUUGAUGAAGACAAAAGGCGAGAUACCUUCAUUAACUUCUACGGCUGCUACAACCAUAGUUGGAGAAGGGAAGGUGAAAGAAGAUGAUAUCCUUUGCUGUGAAACUACAAACCUUGUUCAUAAUGGCGAAACGAGUUCCACAAUGACAAUGGAAAAUUUAGUUGAAGGUUUGAAUGAAGGAGCGAAGAAUAAAAUUCACGAAACUGUAGCUUUCACUGACAUUGUUGUUGAUAAAAGCUUGAAAUGUGUUAACAAUAAUGAACAAAAGAAAAAUGAAGAAAGUUUAACGGGAGUAAUUGAAAAUAAUUCAGACAAUAGCGAAAGUUCCACAACAAAUCUUGAACUAUGGCAUAUUAAAAUUUUGGUAAAAGAAAACAAGAACAUUUUACACAUCUCAAGAAUUCUGUCGUUGCUGACGUUUGUCGUCAAAAAAAUAGACAGACUGUCGAGGAUCCAGGAAUUAUGGGUAAUGUGA
Xenia sp. Carnegie-2017 is the source of this 924-nucleotide messenger RNA. RefSeq names its product probable ATP-dependent RNA helicase DDX20. The record is from RefSeq and is a predicted model, not a curated record. Lineage: Eukaryota; Metazoa; Cnidaria; Anthozoa; Malacalcyonacea; Xeniidae. Bases 196 to 924 code for a protein of 242 amino acids. The transcript has 3 exons.